GACCAUCGCUCCUCCUUCCACAUCCUUGUCUCGUCGUCGUCGUCGUCGUCGCCGUUGCCCUCCUCGCUGCCGCCAACGACGACGGUCACCCCUCCUCCCCGCCUUACCUCUGACUAUGGUGAAGCUCAUUCUUGUCUCUCCAAAAGGCAACCAAGGCGUUCGUUACUUUCCUUACCAUGGUUAUCUUGGGUUGACUCCCUUGAAAUUUGAAGGAUUGGUUCGCACACAGUUAGAGCAAGAUGGGAAGUGUCUGCCUGCAAAGGAAAUCACUGUUUCAGUUCGAUGUUAUGAGUCCCGCCAAGGUCGUCUCGGAGCCCUACACACAACUGUACUUGCGGAUUAUACAGUUUCACUGUGGAAAAAACCAGAUCAUCAAGACUACGCCGAUAUUGGCGACUCGGAACACCAGUUUAGACUAUCUGUUCCCGUCGAUGUCCCGUCUCCUAGUACUGCAAAUUACUUCCAGGAAUACCGCGUCUUUUGGCGGAUCGAAGCCAUCAUUUAUCAUGCACCGCUCACUGGCGUCGGCUCUCGUCAAGCUAGGUAUUAUGAUAUACCAUUAACUCGUUACGACGUCCCAUCGCCGGCCUGUCCUCCAUCCCCAAUCACACCUUUGUCUCCAUUCCAACUGAGUUCGUUGUCCAACAAAUCACGGGCGCCCGUCAUACGUUACCGUGUCUCUGUUCCAAGUACUCCAGUUGGUCCUCUCGAUAUUGUAUCCAUUGGCGUCCACAUACAGCCCCUUGACUCCACUGUACAUAUUCGUAGCGCCACCGCCAUAGUUGAACGUCGAAUUCAGCUUAAUGAUGCACAAUUGGCUUCUCCAGGCCCUUCAACUCCACCGAUACCUAUACCCUCAUCUUCCUCAGGUCAAGCAUCAUCAUGUUUUCAAUCUCGCUCUGCACCAUCGUCAUCAUCAGAAUCAGUAUCACCAUAUCAUACCAGCAUGCCACCACGCAAAGAUUCCCAUCUAGCCAUGUAUGCAGAUGAACCCAUUUUCACCAGAUCAUCAUCCAAUUACCUCAAUUAUCCUGCAUCGGCUUCGAGCUUUUUUUCGGAAAACGACACACGCCCUCUUCUUCCCGCUGCCCCGGCUACUUUCCCACAUCCUCAGAGCGGUGCUGGCGAUAGGGUAUCCACCACCACGCAUAUAUUCGCCGAUGUAGAGUCCCCGGGGCGUUUCACUCGAGAUGCCAAUGGUGUGUGGAAGCAAACACUUAGUUUUUCCUGGCCCGAAUCCAAGACCGUUAGUCGUUGGGCGGUGGGUGAGACGUUCAAAACCGACACAGCAUCAGUGAGAUUCUUUGUCCGUGUCAAGACUGUCGUCUCUUCAGCAACCAAUAAUGCAGAGUCUAUUGAGCUGGACGAACAAGAAAUCAUUGUAGUAUCAACGAACGCGGCUCAGCGCCAACUGGCGCUUGCCAAAUACAACGAGCUCUUGCUAGCAUCCAGCACUGCACGCUCUAAAUCCAAGUCUCCCCGGAGAUCAAAACGCCCACCUGAUCAACUACCAUCGCCCCCUCGUAGUCCCAAGAUGGGUACUGCAAUAGACGCGCCGCAUACGGCCCCAGUCACCGGCGGUUCCAGCCAUCAGACCGAACCAUCAGAAGGCCAUGGUUAUAAACUGUCCUCUGCCUCAUCACCUUAUCCGAACUCAAAGCCCAAGGGAAGAAAUAUGAGACGCCCUCAUACAUCCGCCGGUCCCCGAGAUAAACCAACGGGGUUCCAUAUGCGCGCAUAUGAACCUCUACAAGGCGAGAAUCAGUUGGUCGUGCCCAUGAGGCCUGAAACAGCUCUCCCUUCCAGUACAAACGCCAACCGGUCGUUCUCCAGAGGCGCAUUCGGUCAGAAGUGGCUUGUAGCACCUCGGAUGGAAAGCUCCAGUACAAGUGCGAGCUCCAGCGUGGAAACGGGCUUCAGUGUCAUGGAAAGCGCCGAGCAUAACGAAGAUAGCCUUUUAUUCGGAAGGGUGAAUCAAUUAGAAGUACGGGCAUGGGAGGAGGAGCUGGCGCGAAUAGAAUCUGUGAGCCGUCGGACGAGUGCGGACAUGAUGGGUUUAGCAUACAAGCGGAAGAGGACGAACGUAGAGCGGAUUGCUACUGGCCCAAGCAUACAUACCACAUAUCUGUAUGCUGAGGGGUGAGUGGUUUGGCGUGUGGGGCUCGGACAUCUUCACCUCUUGCAUAUUUCUCGUUCUGUUGCAUUGAUCAUAUGUUGUCUGCCCAGUGACUGUCUUGUCGCAUGUCUAUCUGUCUUGUUGAACGAGCAUUACUUAUUGCCACCAUCGAACCCCUUGCACUGGUACAUUGUCUAGGAUUUACAAUAUUUGUCUAUUAGUCUAUGCGAUGCCCAGCGUACAUGUACAGUUUAGAAUCCAGCUGUUUCAUUUCUGUGUCUUAGU
Serpula lacrymans var. lacrymans S7.9 is the source of this 2401-nucleotide messenger RNA. RefSeq lists its product as uncharacterized. The coding region runs from base 116 to 2143 and encodes 675 amino acids. The transcript has 4 exons. The record is from RefSeq and is a predicted model, not a curated record. Lineage: Eukaryota; Fungi; Basidiomycota; Agaricomycetes; Boletales; Serpulaceae.